CUAGUCUGUGUUGUGUGCUGUAACAAAUGGAAUGUUUCUUCAAAUGUCUGCUGUAAAUGUAAUGUUAAUACUCUGUACUAAAUCAAUUUCUUAGAAAAACAUUAAGUUCUGUUUAAUAACAUUGAAGUAACAUAACUUUUACAUAAGUUCAAAUCCAGGCAUGUCAUAUUUGAACAAAACACAGGGCCUUAAACAUAGCACUUGAUCUUUAACAUCCAUAACAAUCCAGAGCUGGGCUAUUUUUUUUGUAACGGGAGUAGGAUUCCCAGUGAUGUGGUAUAAUUUGGAAAACUGAUUUUAACCAAUUGAGAUCUACCACCAUGACAUUUCUACCUCUUCUUGUAUUGUUAUUAAAAUAUGUAUAUUCCAGUGAAAGUUUACCCUUUUGUUGUUUUUUGCUGCAUAGUGAAAGCUAUAAUUAUAUCACACAUUGUUACAUGCCACUGAACAGACACUUCAAAUUAAGCUAAAUCAGUUUAAAGUUACUAAUCUCUUAAUUUGGUAUAUGAAGCCCUGUUACAAGGGCAUCCUAUUUUAUCACAAUGAUUUAAAGGGAUACUGCGAGAUUCUGUUUUUCUACCGCGUCCAAUGAACUUGUGGAUACCAUUUUUAUGUCUCUGUGUGAAGUAUGAAGGAAGUUUGGAGCUAGUUUCGCUAGCCAAUGCUAAUUAGCGUAAGCGCAAUGACGAAGUCUUCAGGUACGCUAGCGUAUGAUGCGUAAAGGACUCGCCCUUUAAAUCUUUACUUCAAAUAUGCUCAUGCUUCCCCUAGAAGCUAGUAGUUGCCAUUCACUGUUGAUAACUCCUGAUGCUUAAAGAAGCUUUCUUCCAACUUUCAAAUAUUCCGUGAUUCUUCUCUUGCCUGUGGCCCAAUUAUUCACAACUGCCCAAAUUUAUCCCCCAGUGUAUUUUUCCCCUCCUUUUUUUUUGUUAUCAGCUUUAUUUUGAAAUGUAAUAGAUUGAAGCUCCUUUUUUCACUUAGUCAGUGUAUUCUGACAUAAUACAUAGACUACUGCAUUAUGCUAUUCUACCUAUUUCCUAGCUGGGAUAAUAAAGUCACCUACCUACUACUACCAUUAUGAUUCAGUAUUUUCUGCUUUAUUCGGGGGGAAUUUCACUUUUCUUAAAGUCAAACGAUCACAGUUCGGCCAUGCUGUCUUUUUUUUCUUCAGUAAAAAGGUGAGAUGCGAAAUAAUCCUGUAUUAAUUAGACCCAACCCACCUCUACUAAUGAUUUCUUUGCAUGUCCACUAAAUUAGAACUUCAAACUAAAGGCCCAAUGGAUAUUUCCUUGUACUUUGAAUAUGAGAUGGUUUCUCGUAAUAAUUCAGUUUUCUUUGCAAGAUCCUCAAUCUUCGCUUUGUUUUCACUUGUUGGUCAUGAACUGACAUCUUCGGUCGGAACCUGCCUCUAUUUUGUCUUGGCUUAAAUGAAUGCGUAAAUAGAUUUUAAGAACUCUUUUUAUUAUUCUCGUUCUUAUUAAAAUUAUUUUUCUAAUUUUUGUGAUUUCCUCUCUUCCUUGGUGAAUCUCUGCUGGUCAUGUGUGGAAGUUUGAGGCCGGGUGCAUGCAGAGGAAGCACAUUUAGAAUAUUUUGUGCAGUUUAACUCCAUGCAUGAUUACUAUUGUUGGAGUUUUGUGUUUCGUUACAAAUAAAGGAGCAGUAGUUUAGAUGCAACUAAUAGUUCAUCAAUAUCAGUUGGCCAAAAGUGGAUUAUGAGAUUAACUCAUGCCAGCGUGUGCUCAAAUUGAUUCCUGUGAACCCCCUAGUGGGCAGUUGAAGUAGUUUAGCCUAGCUUGACAGUAAAAUAAUAAUAAAUCAAAUUAAUGUCACCAAUUUAUUGUCUAUCUAUUCUAAUGAACAUAGUGUAAUCCCAAAAGUAGAUCACAAUCCAUGGGUUGUAUGAACAAUUUUGAUUUUUCAGAUAUAAAUAACGACUUUACAUUAUCCAUGCUAAAAUUAGAAUUUAUACUGAUCUGUCAUGAUUAACAGACAUUUUGUAACAUUCCAUUUGCUUAGCUUUCACCUGUAUUUCCUGUUUUGUCUUUGUUGUUUUCAAAUUAUUCAGCUGUAAAAUUUGUUGAAUGCUUGCUAUUAAAUUGCACAAUGCUGUGUUCAUGUGCUCUCGGAAUCAUCGGAAAUAUGGGACUGGGAUACCCCCGGAAAGCUCCCAGAAUUUACGUAAUUACGAGUUUCCGACAUCCAAAACCAAUCAUAACGGGCGCCCAAGUAUGAAAUAGCCGUUGUACUCCUGAUGUUUCCCCGUUCUGUUAGUUUUGAGUUUCCUACUUCAGGUGAACGAAGCAUAAUAAUAUUUGACUUUAGAUUUAUCGUUAAAACACUUGUGAGAAUCAUAGAUUUCUAAAGGUUUUAAAUUAUUGCUUUUGUGGAAAUUUGAACAGCUGACUUGCAUUACUUUUAGUAUUCCAUUCCUCAAAAAUAUUAACAUAAUUGUCUAACGUUCAUAUUUGAAAAUCAUGUCUGCAUAUUACACGUGUAUGGUUAGUAAGCAUUCAGCCCUUAAUGCUCUUUAUAUAAACAUUCUGGAUUUUUGGGGUUUUAUUUGAAUUGCGAUAUUUGUCACUGCAUACUGCUAUGAUACAGACAUUUUAACUUUGGGUUUCAUUACCAACUCGACUUUCAGCUAGCUAUUGAGCAUUGGAAUCGGAAUCUUUUGUGGUGUUGUUGAAGCUCUUUUCGCAGGCUAAUUCCAAUUGAUGGGAUAGGACAAAAGUGAGGUCUUAAUUAAAUGUAAUUGGGGUUUUCGACUCAUUUUCUUUUUCUUAAUUCCAUUAAAGACCCCAUUCUACUGGACAUUGAAGUGGAGACAGCUGCUUUGUCAUCAAGAUGGCGGCGUUGAUUUGGGAGCUAAUUGGAUUUUUGAAAAGCUGACUGGAUUUUUCAGGAUUUUAUUUUACUGGAUAAGAUGCAUCAAUUGGAAUUACAUCAAACUUUGACAUGGACUCUUGUGCUUUGGAUGUGCUGGCAAUUCUUUGGACUCAAUUGUUUGAAUAUUGUAAUGGUUUCCUUUACUGAGUUCAGUUACACUACUUCUGUGAUUUCCUAAUAGGAUGUUAUUUAUGUUAAAUAAAACAUUGCAAUUUUCACUAUUCUGACUUUCUUUCAUUGAUCAAUAUGCUACCCAAGAAUGUUUCAGGACUAUUUGUCUUUUUGCUAAAUGUGAAAAUUCUCUCCAACUGAAUCAAUUUUACUCAAAUGUAAUCCAGUUUCUGGUAUUUUCUUGGGCUUCCGAUUUACUCCUGUUUACUGGAAGGUAUGAUACGUUUGCCUUGUACAAUCUAAAUUGACAUUUAAUAGUGCUAGCUAAAUUAGGCCUACUAACUUUAAAUAAGAUCUGGGGAAUUGGAGGGUAAACGCAAGUAAUACUUUACACAACUUUUUAUUUUGAACUUUUACACCUAUUACGCUAAAGUUGUUUUGCUCAAGUGUUUACGCUACUUGUCUCCAUUACGAGCAAUACUUAAUGUAGCAACUUUAUAAAAUUAUUUAUAUCCCGGGUUAAUUUAAUUGACCAGUUUAUUACUUCCUACACUUUUUGUAGGAUUGUUCUGUAUUCACAAUCCGACUCGUAAUUGGCGCAAACAUUUAUUUUUUAAGUAAGUCAAAUGAAAGGGUAUGGCUUCUAGUGAUCAACACAUUCCAUGGUGAAUGAAGGGGCUGGCUAAUCCAUACAGUAAUACUCUGCAUUUCUACAUAGCUCUACAUAAUACACAGUUGAAACAGCUUUUGGCAAAAACUGAAAUGGUGGCCAAGGCUCUGCCUCUAAAAUGGCUCCUGAAGUCAUACUUCCUGUCUGAGCAGGAAGUGAUGGGUCUUAGUGUUUAAUUCUUUUUGUACAAAUAUUACCCUUAUUGAUAAAAUAUAUGGAUAUGACUUUGGCAAAGGCUAUCCUCUUAAAGUGAUGCAACUAUUUAUGAAAUAAAAAUGUAAUAUAGGUUUGCCGUUUUUAUACAAAAUAAAGGGGGUGGGACUUUGGGACAUCACCUGAGUGUGGGGUAAAUGGAAAUAACGUCAAUCAAAGGCAAAGCUUUCAGAGCUAGGAAGGAGCUCUAGAUGGCGGAUGAGCCUUGGGAAGGGGAACAAUUCAUUGGGCUUUCGUCAGCCCUUUUUCUUUUUCAUGAAAUCAAGCUGGAAUAUGCCGCUCUAUCAAUAUUUUUUUUAUUUAAAAUAAAAACUAGUACUAUAGUGAACAGUAGAUUAGGUUUACUGCUUUUAUUCGUUUUUCGUCGUGUAUAUCGGUUUUACUGAGAGUAUGCGCGUGUCGUUGUCUUCUCUGCCUAGGUCUGGCAGCCAUGGCGCGCCUCCAUUUUUCGUGUGCUCUGAGAAGAGCUCUAGCCUUUCGUCUCACGAUCACUUGUGUUGACGCUUCAAUAUCCUAUUAAUGUCUUUUCCCCUAAUGUUUAUUUUCAUUCAAGCUUUUUUUUAAUAUACCUUUUUUGGGGGUAAUGAGUAUUAUAUAGUCUAUAACCUACUUUGCGGAUGUGAAUCUAAUACUUCAUUAUACCUUACUGUACAUGGAAUAGCAAAUACCAGCACAUAAGACCAUCAAAUCCAACGUUUUCAAGAUAAAACUAUGAUGAAGAAUAAGAAUAAAAAGCAAGAAGAUGAAGGUUCGACUCAAAGCAAUGCAUCAAGCAAUUCGGCCUCAGAAGAAUCGAACCACUCUGGGUUGGAGUCCGGGAGUCAGUCGGAGAGUGAGCAGGGCAGGGAGAGGAGAAGAUUGCACCACUCAGGAGAGUCCAACAGCUCUUCUGAAUCUGGGAGCCAGUCCGGGUCUGAGAGUGAAUCCCAGCAGGCCUCUGCAGAGGUCAAGGACAGACAACCAGUUAAAAAGAAAGACAAUCUGUCAGAUGUGAAGAAGAUGUGGGAAGAGCAUCCAGAUGUCUAUGGGGUCAGGCGAUCAAAUCGCAGUAGACAAGAACCUGCUCGUCUCAAUAUUGGAGCUGGGGGUAGCAGUGACUCCGAAGGUGAAAGUCCUAAAAGAAAAGCACCACGACAGAAGAAGAAAGAAAAUACCUGGAAAAGUGAUGAAUCGGAUGAUGAUGAUGAUGAUGAUGAGGAGGAUGCCAGCAGUGCAGACAGUGAGCAGGAAGAGAAAAAAGUUAGAUCCAGACGACUUCCUGCUAGAAGACCAAAGAACAAAUCAUCUACAGUCAAAAAACAGCAGCCUCCAAAGGGAAGGAAAACCAGGAAACAAGAGUCAUCUGUGGAGGAAGAUGAUGAUGACGACGACGAUGAUGAUGAUGAUGAUGAUGAUGACGAAGAUACCCCAAAGAGACAAACCCGGCGAAGGGUGUCUGCUAAAGUCAGUUACAAGGAGGACCAAAAUGACUUUGAGACUGACUCUGACGACCUGAUAGAGAUGGAGGGAGCUGAGGUGGAACCGGAAGAUGACAGCGAGACCAUUGAGAAGAUCAUGGAUACCAGGACAGGCAAAAAAGGAGCCUGCGGGGCUUCCACUACCCAGUAUGCUGUGGAGGAAAAUGGGGACCCAGGAGCCGACUUUGACCCAGAGAAGGAUGAGGGAGAGAUCCAUUACCUGAUCAAGUGGAAAGGCUGGUCCUACAUCCACAACACCUGGGAGAGCAUCGACUCCCUCACUCAACAGAAGGUCAAGGGACUCAAGAAACUAGAUAACUUCAAGAAGAAGAACGAUGAGCUCAGUGCUUGGUUGAGCAAAGCAUCCCCUGAGGAUUCAGAAUAUUACAACUGCCAGCAAGAGCUAACCACUGAUUUAAAUAAGCAGUUCCAUAUUCUGGAGAGAGUCAUUGCGACUAAAACCGGGAAGACACAGGGUCUCUCGGAUUUUCCUUCUCACAGCCACAAGAAUGGUGCUUCUUCCAAUGAGCCAGAGUACCUGUGUAAGUGGAUGGGCCUGCCUUAUUCAGAGUGCAGCUGGGAGGAUGGAGCUCUGCUGGGGAAGAAGUUCCAGCACUGUAUAGACGGCUUCACCAACAGGAACUCCAGUAAAACAGUCCCCUCCAAAGACUGCAAAGUGUUGAAACAGAGGCCCAGAUUUGUUGCACUAAAGAACCAGCCAUCGUAUAUUGGGGAUGAGAACCUGCAGCUGAGAGAUUACCAGUUAGAUGGACUGAACUGGCUGGCUCACUCCUGGUGCAGGUGCAAUAGUGUGAUCCUGGCUGAUGAGAUGGGUCUGGGGAAAACCAUCCAGACCAUCUCGUUCUUGUCCUACAUGUUCCACCAGCACCAGCUGUAUGGGCCCUCCCUGGUGGUGGUACCCCUAUCCACCCUCACCUCCUGGCAGAGAGAGUUUGACACCUGGGCCCCCGAUAUGAACGUGGUGGUCUACUUGGGAGACGUGAUGAGCAGGAAAUCGAUCCGUGACUAUGAGUGGGUAUGCCAUCAGACGAAGAGAAUAAAGUUCAAUGCACUUAUAACUACGUAUGAAAUUCUACUGAAAGACAAGGGGGUGUUGGGGAACAUAAACUGGGCUUUCUUGGGUGUGGACGAAGCUCACAGGCUAAAGAAUGACGACUCCCUGUUGUACAAAACCCUGAUCGAGUUCCGGUCCAACCACAGACUUCUAAUCACAGGGACCCCACUGCAGAACUCUCUCAAAGAGCUGUGGUCCCUUCUGCACUUCCUCAUGCCUGACAAGUUUGAAAAUUGGGAAGAUUUUGAAAGUGAGCAUGGUAAAGGGACUGACAAUGGCUACCAGAGCCUUCACAAAGUCCUUGAGCCCUUCCUCCUGAGGCGUGUAAAGAAGGAUGUGGAGAAAUCCCUGCCUGCCAAGGUAGAACAGAUCCUCCGUGUGGACAUGUCUGCUGUGCAGAAGCAGUACUACAAGUGGAUUCUGACCAGGAACUUCAGAGCCCUGCAGAAAGGCACCCGAGGCAGCUCCUCUGGCUUCCUCAACAUCGUCAUGGAGCUGAAGAAGUGCACUAACCAUGGUUUCCUCAUCAAACAGCCUGAGGAAGAGUGUGACACUCCACAGGAGCACCUGCAGGCGUUGGUGAGGGGCAGUGGGAAGCUGGUUCUUCUGGACAAGCUACUGACCAGACUUCGGGACAGGGGAAACAGAGUCCUCAUCUUCUCCCAGAUGGUGCGCAUGUUGGACAUACUGGCUGAGUACCUGGCCCUGAAGCGCUACCCAUUCCAGCGCCUGGAUGGCUCCAUAAAGGGAGAAAUACGAAAACAAGCACUUGACCACUUUAAUGCUGAAGGUUCUGAGGACUUCUGUUUCCUGCUGUCCACAAGAGCUGGAGGUUUGGGUAUCAACCUUGCCUCUGCAGACACUGUGGUCAUCUUUGACUCUGACUGGAACCCUCAGAACGACCUGCAGGCUCAGGCCAGGGCUCACAGGAUUGGCCAGAAGAAGCAGGUGAAUAUCUAUCGCUUGGUCACAAAGGGAUCUGUGGAGGAGGACAUUAUUGAGAGAGCCAAGAAGAAGAUGGUUUUGGACCAUCUUGUAAUUCAGAGAAUGGACACCACUGGUCGAACUGUAUUGGAUAACAACUCCGGAAAUUCAAACUCCAACCCAUUCAAUAAAGAUGAGCUGACUGCCAUUCUGAAGUUUGGAGCUGAAGAUCUGUUCAAAGAGGCAGAAGGAGAGGAGACUGAACCUACGGAGAUGGAUAUUGAUGAGAUCUUGCGGUUGGCUGAAACCAGAGAAAGUGACCAGGGAUCAAGUGCCACAGAUGAGCUUCUCUCUCAGUUCAAGGUGGCCAACUUCUCCAACAUGGAGGAGAGUGCUCCAGAGAUGGUGGAGCGAAUGGUGCCUGACUGGGACGACAUCAUCCCGGAGGACCAGCGGCGGAGGCUGGAGGAGGAGCAGAAGCAGAAGGAGAUGGAGGACAUCUACAUGCUGCCUAGAAGCAGGAGCUCCAAUAAGAGGGCCCAAGCCAACGACAGUGACAGUGACGUUGGCUCCAAGCUGAAGCACCGCUCCUCGGGCUCCGAGAGCGAGACAGACGACAGCGGCGAUGACAAGAAGCCAAAGAGGAGAGGCAGGCCCAGAGCCCGCAAGAACAACGUGGAGGGUUUUACUGAUGCAGAGAUCCGCAGGUUCAUCAAGGCUUAUAAGAAAUUUGGAGCUCCGCUUGAAAGGCUGGAGGGCAUUGCCCGGGACUCAGAGCUGGUGGACAAAUCCCAGGCAGACCUGAAGAGACUGGGCGAGCUGAUCCAUAGCAGCUGUGUGACGGCUGUCCAAGAGCAUGAAGAGCACCUCAGAGAGAAUCCCAGUGAAGCCAAAGGCCCUGGGAAGCGCAGAGGUAUUAACAUCAAGAUCUCAGGAGUGCAGGUCAAUGCCAAGUCCAUCAUUCAGCACGAGGAGGAGUUUGAGCCACUGCACAAAGCUGUGCCAGCUAAUCCUACUGAGAGAAACCAAUUCCAACUGACCUGCAGAGUGAAGGUGCCUCACUUUGACGUGGACUGGGAUCUGCAGGAUGACACUCAACUGUUGCUGGGGGUCUAUGAGCAUGGCUACGGAAACUGGGAUCUGAUGAAGACCGACCCCGAUCUCAAACUCGCAGACAAGAUUCUCCCAGAUGACCCAGAGAAGAAACCUCAAGGGAAGCAGUUGCAGGCCAGAUCAGACUACCUUCUGAAGAUGCUGAAGAAAGAAGCGGACUGUAAAGAUGUUACUAAGGAGGAGGCCAAAGUGAAGAAGAGGAAGCCUCGGGUGAAGAAAGAGAACAAGGCCCCUAAAGAUGAACAGGGCAAUGACAUCUCCUCCCCCCGCAUGUCAGACAACCCUUCAGAGGAAGGGGAGGUGAGGGAUGACGGGAAUGAAAAAACUCCCGCAAAGAAGAGGCAGAAGAAAAAGGAUAACAAAGAGAACAAAGAAAAACACGGAACUCCUAAAAAAGAGAAGGACGCGGACAAAGACAAAAAACGUCCGAAGCCAAAAAAAGAAAAGGCAAAAGGAGCAAAAGGGAAGAAGCCCCAGGGGCCGGUCCACAUUACUGCUGGGAGUGACCCUGUUCCCAUCGGAGAGGAGGACGAUGAGCUGGACCAAGAGAACUUCAGCAUAUGUAAGGAGCGCAUGAGGCCGGUGAAGAAGGCCCUAAAACAGCUGGAUAAGCCUGAUGAGGGCCUGUCUGUUCAGGAGCAGCUCCAACACACACGUACCUGCCUGCUGAAGAUAGGAGACCGCAUCACUGAGUGCCUUAAAGCCUACAGCGACCCAGAGCAUGUCAAAACAUGGCGUCGGAACCUCUGGAUUUUUGUGUCUAAGUUCACAGAAUUUGGAGCGAGGAAGCUUCACAAGCUGUACAAGAUGGCUCAGAAGAAGCGGUCUCGGGAGGAGGAGAAGGAGCAUAGAAAAAAGGGGGAUGACCCAUCAGGCAGGAAAAAGACUUUCCGAGCAGAGGCGUCUGGUUCCAGUCGAGACUCCACCGGCACCCAGCCAUCGUCCAAGUCUCAUCCAGGCAUGCCCCAUCCCUCUCCAACGUCCCCCCAUGGUCCCCACAGAGAAGGCUACAACCAGUCCAACAAGCGACACUUUGGAAAUGAUGAUCGAGGAGAUUGGCAGCGAGAUCGUAAAUACAACUACCCUGGAAAUAGCAACCAACCCUGGCAAAGCGAGCGGCAUCAUCCAUAUGACGCCCAUCGGUAUAAGGACCAUCACUAUGGUGACCGUCGUCCGCGUGAAGACUCCUACCGCAGCAGCUCUAGUAGUUACCGUAGUGGCGGCAGCAGCAGCUCCCCUCGGAAGAGGCCGUAUGACCAGUAUGACAGCGACCGAGAACACAGGGACCGUCGUGCCUAUUACGACAGACAUCCAGACUCAAAGCGGAGACGUGGCGAUGACUUCCGUCCUCCCCAAGACUUCAGGGGGAGUGGAGGCCAUCCCCAAGACUUCAGGGUGAGGAUGCCAGAGCAUAGGGGGCCAGCAGGGCCAGAACACUUCACCCGGCCCUAUCCAGACAACAAACCCCCCCCCCUGUUGGACCCACGCUCCCCACAGGCGCAGAAGUCCCCCCAGGACUCGCGCUCGCCAACUGCAGAGCGAACUGCAGAGCAGAAAGCAGCUGCGGCUGAUUUAAACUGGAACAACAGGAAGACAUGAGGACUGUCGCUGAAGGACAAUGUGAGUGUAUUUUGUUCAGGUGAUGAACACAGUGUGAACUCCACAUGCUGCUGAAGGAUAGGUCUGGGCUGGCUAGACUCACUGGUUUGCUUGGCCUGACACCCUCAGUCGCAAAUACUCUUGUUUACCAGCAAACACCAAACUCCAACCCCCUCCUAUGGGUGUGACUGUGGUAGUGAACUGUCUGUGCCCAUAUUGAAAUCUAUUACAGAUGGGUUUUUUUUUUUUUUUUUAGAUGAAAUGACAGGUGAUCAGUCAGUGUUAGUGGUGAGUCUGUAAAAUGCCUGUGGAUCACUAGUCCCAUGGACUAUUAUCUGGGGAAAGCUUACAAUGCCUAAAAGGUUGAUGUUGACUGAUCUUGGAACAUAAAAGUGCCUACAGUAUUUGGCCUUUUUGACUGUUAGAGGUAUGGGAUUAUUCCCAAAGGAACCAUGACUUUGAUUUUCUUUUUUGUGUUUAGCUUUAUGCCAUUAUGAUGUCCAUAGGAAAUGUUUCUGUAAAAAUGUUAUAUUUAUCAUGUCACCCUCACCUUCAAAUGUUUAUGAAUCUUAAUGUUGAUAUGGUCAUGCAACUAUCAUCAUUUCAUAAGAGAUGCACCUUCUUCCCCAAAUCCAAAUGGGAGUGCAUCCGUAUGUCUAAAUUGAAGUGGAGAAUAGUAAGUUAGUCAGCUUGCCAGUACCUAGUCCUCAGAAUGACUAUUUAAAAGGUUUUAAUGAGCAUUUCUCAUUACUGUUGAUAAUCAUUCUUCUGAAAAGACAUUCAUCAUUGCAAGUUUCUUUAAGUUGAUAAAAACCACUUACUCGCUGAUAAGUUAAGGACAACUUUCUAAGCAGUAUUUAAGGUAAUUCAUUGUGCAAAGGUUCAGAAGAACACUAUGACUAUGUUUAAGCUAUCCCUAAUAACAUUUUAUUUGUAGAUGUGCAAAGAAUGAAGCUAUUUCAACCAUAUUUCUGUGUCUUAUGUAUGAAUGGUACUUUUGCAUCUUACAUUGCACUAGAAGUACUGCACUCUACCGCUUUAUUCCACCCAUAAAAGUAUUGAACGAUGUUUGAGAAGACUGGAAAUCAUUUUCUCUUUCUCUAAAGUUAAAAGAUUGCUGUCGCUGGGAAUCAAACAAUGUAACUAACUUCUGGUAAAUUUUCAAAGGGACAUUUGAGUGUUUACGGAUGUGGUUGAUGACAAGCUGUUAUUGGUCAAUCUGGUUCAGUGCCAAACCAGAGACUGGCCCUGCUCUGGUUCUUAUGAUUUCUGGUGUUUUGGUGUGCUUCUCCAUUUGUGCCUUAUUUUUGUGUAUAUUUUCAUACUGUAUAUGGGUUCAUGUACAUUAGUGUACUACAGCAAUGAUGCAGUAUUAAACAGUCAUGGUUUGAGACUUUUCUCAAUGGAUGAUUUGUGGAAUGCUUGUUAAGUGAAGACUGGAGGUGGGAACAAAUUGUUUAGUUUCAUGUUCUUCUGUAACUCCCCACAAGUUAUUGGGAAAAGGAUAAACAGCAUUACACAGGUGAAUCUGUGUAUGUCCUCUGUGGGUAGGUCUGUUACAAGGAAUAGCCAACCAACACCGCCUUCCUUCUCUCCACGCUACAGUCCCUGGACCUGUCCUCUUGAAAACAAGCCGAAAUAAUUUAUAUUUGUGAAAGCCACUCUUCACAUGAAAUGUACUGUAAAAAUGUUAAUAGACAUGUAUUAAACUUUCCUACAUUAUGAAAA
Oncorhynchus masou masou (cherry salmon) is the source of this 11776-nucleotide messenger RNA. It is a transcript of the gene chd2, whose product is annotated as chromodomain helicase DNA binding protein 2. Gene Ontology annotation, cellular component: nucleus; chromatin. Gene Ontology annotation, molecular function: histone binding; ATP binding; ATP-dependent chromatin remodeler activity. The record is from RefSeq and is a predicted model, not a curated record. Bases 4592 to 10048 code for a protein of 1818 amino acids. NCBI's taxonomy places the organism in Eukaryota, Metazoa, Chordata, Actinopteri, Salmoniformes, Salmonidae. Gene Ontology annotation, biological process: nucleosome organization; regulation of transcription by RNA polymerase II. The transcript has 38 exons.